AUGCUACCGAUCCACGACUUAGAGAUAAAGCCUCCUGAGUUAAAGCCCCCAGAGAUAAAGCCUCUUGAGUUAAAGCCCUCAGAGAUAAAGCCUCCUGAGUUAAAGCCCCCAGAGAUAAAGCCUCCUGAGUUAAAGCCCCCAGAGAUAAAGCCUCCUGAGUUAAAGCCCCCAGAGAUAAAGCCUCCUGAGUUAAAGCCCCCAGAGAUAAAGCCUCCUGAGUUAAAGCCCCCAGAGAUAAAGCCUCCUGAGUUAAAGCCCCCAGAGAUAAAGCCUCCUGAGUUAAAGCCCCCAGAGAUAAAGCCUCCUGAGUUAAAGCCCCCAGAGAUAAAGCCUCCUGAGUUAAAGCCCCCAGAGAUAAAGCCUCCUGAGUUAAAGCCCCCAGAGAUAAAGCCUCCUGAGUUAAAGCCCCCAGAGAUAAAGCCUCCUGAGUUAAAGCCCCCAGAGAUAAAGCCUCCUGAGUUAAAGCCCCCAGAGAUAAAGCCUCCUGAGUUAAAGCCCCCAGAGAUAAAGCCUCCUGAGUUAAAGCCCCCAGAGAUAAAGCCUCCUGAGUUAAAGCCCCCAGAGAUAAAGCCUCCUGAGUUAAAGCCCCCAGAGAUAAAGCCUCCUGAGUUAAAGCCCCCAGAGAUAAAGCCUCCUGAGUUAAAGCCCCCAGAGAUAAAGCCUCCUGAGUUAAAGCCCCCAGAGAUAAAGCCUCCUGAGUUAAAGCCCCCAGAGAUAAAGCCUCCUGAGUUAAAGCCCCCAGAGAUAAAGCCUCCUGAGUUAAAGCCCCCAGAGAUAAAGCCUCCUGAGUUAAAGCCCCCAGAGAUAAAGCCUCCUGAGUUAAAGCCCCCAGAGAUAAAGCCUCCUGAGUUAAAGCCCCCAGAGAUAAAGCCUCCUGAGUUAAAGCCCCCAGAGAUAAAGCCUCCUGAGUUAAAGCCCCCAGAGAUAAAGCCUCCUGAGUUAAAGCCCCCAGAGAUAAAGCCUCCUGAGUUAAAGCCCCCAGAGAUAAAGCCUCCUGAGUUAAAGCCCCCAGAGAUAAAGCCUCCUGAGUUAAAGCCCCCAGAGAUAAAGCCUCCUGAGUUAAAGCCCCCAGAGAUAAAGCCUCCUGAGUUAAAGCCCCCAGAGAUAAAGCCUCCUGAGUUAAAGCCCCCAGAGAUAAAGCCUCCUGAGUUAAAGCCCCCAGAGAUAAAGCCUCCUGAGUUAAAGCCCCCAGAGAUAAAGCCUCCUUAG
Oncorhynchus mykiss (rainbow trout) is the source of this 1209-nucleotide messenger RNA. Lineage: Eukaryota; Metazoa; Chordata; Actinopteri; Salmoniformes; Salmonidae. The record is from RefSeq and is a predicted model, not a curated record.